CGAGGGAAUCUCGACUGCUAUGAGUUAUCCUUUUCUUCUUCCUUCGUUGAUAUUUGUCAUUGUAUUGAAGCAUUGAAAAAUAAUUUUUUGACUGAAUGGUGUCAAAUGCUUCAAAGCUGAAAGCUUUAUAAGGUUUCAGCCUCCCUUCAGACCAGUGUCAUUGGAAAUGCUUCAAAGCUGAAAGCUUUUUAAGGUUUCCCCCUCCCCUCGCACUGUUCUCAUUGACCUCUAUAUCUUUGUCUCAGAAAAAAUGCUUCAAAGCUGAAAGCUUUUUAAGGUUUCAUCUUCCCUUCACAUCUGACACAUUGACCUCUCUGUCUUUGUUUCAGAAAAUCUGAUUCAAGGCUGAAAGCUUUUUAAGGUUUCAUCCUCCCCGUACACAAAUCACAUUGACCUCUUUAUCUGUUUAUCGGAAACAUGGCGGUCGGUCAGAAUAUAGCUUUCUUGCUGGUUCUGCUCUGUCUCCUUUCUUUCACACCGGUUGGUUUCAUGGCAGCAACCUCUGAUCCCCAGGUUGAGGCCUUGAUGGCUUUCAAGGCUUCGAUCUCCAAUGACCCAUUCGGGGCAUUGGUGGAUUGGGAUACUGCCAUAAAUCAUUGCAAUUGGUCUGGGGUGGCCUGUGACCCCUCGACGAAUGCUGUCAUCUCGAUCGCUCUCAUUGAGAAGCAACUUAAAGGCACCAUAUCACCAUACCUUGGAAACAUCUCCACCCUUCAGAUCCUUGACUUCUCUUCAAAUUCUUUCUAUGGUCCAGUCCCCCCUCAGCUAGGAUUGUUGUCGGAGCUCGGUGGAUUGACACUAUAUGACAAUCAUCUCUCUGGUUUGAUUCCUCCAGAACUUGGCAACUUGAAAAAUCUUCAGUUAUUGGACUUGAGCACCAACUUCUUCAAUGGAAGCAUCCCUGAAAGCAUCUGCAACUGCACAGCACUGUCUGCUUUGGCCUUUGAUACGAAUAAUUUGACUGGUGCGAUUCCUUCAUGCAUCGGUGAUCUAGUUAAUCUCGAGGUAUUCCAAGCUUACAUCAAUAAUUUGGUUGGUCCAUUGCCUCCUUCAUUUGGUAAGUUAACAGGCUUGAAAACUCUAGACUUGAGUGUCAAUCAGUUGUCAGGCAUCAUACCUCCUGAAAUUGGAAAUUUUUCUCACUUGAUGAUACUUCAGCUUUUCCACAAUCAGUUUGUUGGGCACAUCCCACCAGAACUAGGCCAUUGCACAAACCUCACUCUGUUAAAUAUUUAUAGCAAUGGAUUUACUGGUAGCAUUCCCCCUGAGCUUGGAGAGCUUGUUAAUUUACAAUCAUUACGAAUAUAUGAUAAUAAGCUAUCUUCGACCAUUCCCCCCUCGCUAUCUCAUUGCAAGUCGUUAAUUUUUUUGGGCCUUUCUCAGAAUGAUUUAAAUGGUUCGAUCCCGUCUGAACUUGGGGCUUUGAGCUCACUUCAGACACUGACUCUGCAUGAGAAUAGGUUGACAGGGAAAAUUCCUUCAUCGCUGAUGAACUUGACAAACCUCUCUUAUUUGGCUUUUAGUUUGAAUUCACUUUCUGGGCCGAUACCUUCGAACUUAGGAUCACUUUAUAAGCUGGUAAAGCUGGUCAUUCUUGGCAAUUAUUUGAGUGGUCCGAUACCCUCAAGCAUCAUUAACUGUUCCCAUCUGGUAAAUGUUAGUAUGUCUGCCAACAGACUCACAGGGGGGAUACCUCUGGGCUUGGGGAAAUUGCAGAACCUCACAUUCUUUUCAGUUGGAGAUAACUUACUCUCUGGAACCAUUCCUGAAGACCUUUUCAACUGCACUAGUCUCACUACUCUCAGUUUGGCACACAACAAUUUGACAGGAUCAGUGAGUCUGGGUAUCGGCCUACUCACCAGCUUAAUAAGGUUGCAGUUGCAGGGUAACUCUCUGUCUGGAACAAUUCCAUCAGAGAUUGGCAAUCUUAGCAUGUUAUAUAUGUUAGAGCUUGGUAGGAAUAAAUUCAUUGGUCCAAUCCCUUCAGAGAUAUCAAAGCUAUCACUUUUGCAAGGACUUUCUCUUGGAGAGAAUUCUUUUGAAGGUGUGAUCCCUCAGCAGGUUUUCGAUCUGAAACAACUCACACAUCUAGAGUUGCAGCUCAAUAGAUUUGUUGGUCCAAUUUCAGAUGCCAUCUCAAAUCUUCAACUGCUCUCUUACUUAGAUCUACAUGGUAACAAGCUCAAUGGUUCCAUUCCAAGAGUCAUGAAGAGUCUUAAGCAGCUGCUGACAUUAGAUCUCUCCCACAAUCACCUAAGUGGAUCUAUUCCAGGGGAUGUGAUAGCGAGCAUGACAAGCUUGCAGUUUUAUCUUAAUCUGUCAAACAAUAUGUUGGUGGGUUCUAUACCGGAUGAGCUUGGGGGUCUGAACAUGGUCCAAGCUAUUGAUGUAUCGAACAAUCAUUUAUCUGGCAGCAUCCCGUCAGCACUCAAAGGAUGUAAGAACCUAUACUUGCUUGAUCUAUCCGUUAAUAUGCUAUCAGGUCAACUACCUGCCAAUGUUUUCCCUGAGUUCGACUUGCUUGCAAGCUUAAAUCUCUCAAAUAAUGAGUUGAGAGGAGAACUCCCUAGCAACAUGGCAGAUCUGAAGCGCCUUGUUUCUCUUGAUGUUUCUCACAACGAGUUCAGUGGAAGGAUUCCAGAGAGCUUAGCUAACCUGACAUAUUUAAGACAACUAAAUCUUUCCUUCAAUCAGUUUGAAGGUCCUGUUCCAGAAAAUGGCAUAUUUAGGAAUCUGAAGCUAUCUAGUUUGGAAGGAAACCCUGCUCUUUGUGGCUCAAAAUUCUUCUCUCCAUGCAAUAAGAAAAACCGUGGAUUUUCUCGUAAGGCACUUGUACUUACUGUCAUACUGUCAUCUCUUUUUCUGUUAUCGCUGUUGGUGCUUGUGUUUCUGAUCAGAUGCCAACGAAGCAAUAGAAAGCAAAACACAGAAGAUGUCGGACAUACAUAUGAGCCAUUGGUCAUCCCAAGCCUGAAAAGAUUCACCAAAAGUGAAUUAGAGAUCAUUACUGAUUUCUUCAGAGUAGACAAUGUUAUUGGUGGUAGUAAUUUGAGCACAGUCUACAAAGGCAGGCUGGAAACUGAUGGGCAGGUUGUAGCAGUGAAAAAACUGAAUUUGGAGCAGUUUCCUGCUGAGUCUGAAAAAUGCUUCUUCAGGGAGCUAGUGACCUUGAGCCAUCUAAGGCACAAGAAUUUGGUUAAAGUUGUGGGUUAUGCUUGGGAAACAGGGAAGCUAAAAGCACUGGUUCUGGAGUUCAUGGAGAAUGGGAACUUGGACAGCAUCAUACACAGUUCGGCACAUGAUCGAUUCAGGUGGACGCUGUAUGAGCGGCUGCGAGUUUGUAUCUCUGUUGCUAAUGGUCUUCUUUACUUGCACUCAGGCUAUGACUUCCCCAUUGUUCAUUGUGAUCUCAAACCAUCGAAUAUUCUUUUGGAUCAAGAUUGGGAGGCUCAUGUGAGCGAUUUUGGUACAGCCCGCAUGUUGGGUGUUCAUCUGCUGGAUGAAAGCAAGCAAUCCACAUCUUCAGUAUUCCAAGGCACCAUUGGCUACAUGGCACCAGAGCUUGCAUACAUGAAGAGAGCAACGACGAAGGUGGACGUGUUUAGCUUUGGAAUCGUUAUGAUGGAGUUCUUCACCAAGAGAAGGCCAACUGGGAUGAUCGGAGAGACGGAUGCAUCCCUAACACUGCAGCAGUUUGUGGAAAAUGCACUUUCAAGUGGACUUGACAGUGUUCUAGAGAUCAUAGACCAUGACAUGGAGCUCAUGACAGAGAUAGAAGAAGAAAAGGUCAUCCAUAUCCUCGAACUGGCCUUAUCAUGCACCUGCUUCUCGGUUGAGGACCGGCCAGACAUGAAUGAGGUGCUGUCCUCACUGUUGAAGCUAUGGAAAGAUUAGCUAGAGUCUCGCAUCUCCAUAUGUUCAAAGUUCAUGGUGGCUGCUAAUAAGCCUUCUGCAACCAAAUCAUAUAAGCUUGUUUCCAAGUUGGAAGUCCUUUUCCCUAUCAUGUAUAUUUGUUGCUUUUAUUAUGUGGUGUGGUAUAUUAGCUUUUUUCAUUUAAUUGACAAAUGUUGCUACAUUGGUUUGUCAAGUCCAAGCUUUAGUAAAGGAAAGGAAUGGCUAUAUCUUUAUUUUGCUUA
Messenger RNA from Elaeis guineensis (African oil palm), 4136 nucleotides. The record is from RefSeq and is a predicted model, not a curated record. Lineage: Eukaryota; Viridiplantae; Streptophyta; Magnoliopsida; Arecales; Arecaceae.